Messenger RNA from Scatophagus argus, 5344 nucleotides. RefSeq names its product checkpoint suppressor 1 (gene ches1). Lineage: Eukaryota; Metazoa; Chordata; Actinopteri; Scatophagidae. The transcript has 6 exons. Bases 582 to 2039 code for a protein of 485 amino acids. Gene Ontology annotation, molecular function: DNA-binding transcription factor activity; cis-regulatory region sequence-specific DNA binding. Gene Ontology annotation, biological process: regulation of DNA-templated transcription. The record is from RefSeq and is a predicted model, not a curated record. Gene Ontology annotation, cellular component: nucleus.
ACCUUCCGUUCACAAUAGCAUUCUUUCAAUGGACUCAACCGACGCUAGGACCCAGGGCGGGCGCCGGGGGAAGUCCUCUGCUGCUGGCGGGGCAAGGCAGAGCACAGAAACACGCACACACACACACACACACACACACAGACACAUCCACACACACAAACACACACGUCCACACACUCACCGAGCUCUUCUCCGACAGAGGAGAGAGAGCGCGAGCGCGGAGAGUGAUAAACAGAGAGAGAGAGAGGGAGAGAGAGACCAUAGGAACGCAGCGGCUUGUGUGUGUGUGUGCGCGCGUGUGUGUGUAGGUACGCUCGCUCGGUGGUAGAAACGACUGGCGGGGCGGAUAUGGAGGGGCUCGGGAAAAACGCUGGGAACUGACCGAGCACCGAGACGAAGAGAGGGAAAGAGAGAGAGAAGAGAGAGGAAGGACGGACGGACCGCGCGGAAGGAAGGAAAGGAAAGGAAAGGAGGAGAGGAGGAGAGAGAGUGAGAGAGAAGUGUGACAGAGGAGAGGAAGACUCUGAAGAGGGGUCUCGUCUGGAACACAGAAGGAUCCUAAGGAGUGAGCCCUGGGCUGGAUGGGACCCACCAUGCCCCCCAGUAAGAAGGCCCAGAGCCCCAGCAGUGGAGCCAGUGCCUCGCAGGGUAUGAGCCCGCCAUACCGGCAGGGCGAUGCUGCGACGGCAGCAUCCGAGGCUGAGGCAGCUGACCUCUCCUUGUCCCUGUCUGCCUCCUUCUCCAAGGCUGAGGACGAGGAGCUCACUAGCCUCUCCUGGCUCCACGAGAGCACCGACCUCCUCAACAGCUUCAGCCACUCUGGGCUGCGUAGCGUCUCCCCCCUGCAGGAUCCCGAUGGUCAGCACCCCCGUUCGCCCUCCUCCUCGUCUCCCUCCCCGGACGACCCUCUGCUCGGUGAUGCACACUCAGCGUAUGACUUGGCAGCAGGGGCCAACCGAAAACCACCGUACUCCUUCAGCUGCCUGAUCUUCAUGGCCAUCGAGGAUGCGCCAAACAAGCGGCUGCCGGUGAAGGAUAUCUACGGCUGGAUCCUGGAGCACUUUCCUUACUUUGCAAGCGCCCCCACAGGCUGGAAGAACUCAGUGCGCCACAAUUUGUCACUUAACAAGUGCUUCAAGAAGGUGGAUAAAGACCGGAGCCAGAGCAUAGGCAAAGGCUCUCUGUGGUCCAUAGAUCCGGAGUACAGGCACAACCUGAUCCAGGCUCUGAAGAAGACGCCGUACCAUCCGUACUCACCCGGCCUGGCCAGCCCCUCCACCUCCCCACCCACCCUGCCUCAGACAUUUCACCACAGUCCUCCAUUGUGGUCGGGGAGUCCCCUCUUCAGAAAGAACGGAGGAGUUCUCCUACAAGUUCCUCGUGGGGUCAUCCAAAAUGGCGCUCGUGUCAGGAGCCAGGCACUAUUUCCUGUGAUUAGACCCCUACCUGUAAGCCCUGUGGGAAGCAGAACCUCGGCCAUAAGAUCGUCCCUGGGAGAUUAUCUAAGCCGAGGACAGGACAGCCCAUCCCGUUACUCUCCUCCGCCCUGCAGCGAGGACCUCCAGGACGACCACACAUACAGCACCGCCAAAUCGCCCAGCAGGCUGUGCUCCUCUCAAGUCGCCACCCCUUCCUCCCCCCUGGAGGACGACGACAUCAUCGCCGUGGAGAUCCAGUCGGACGUCAAACCUGAGCCCCGGGAGAUCCCGCUGGAUUCUCACGUCACCACUGCGGCUGCUGCCUACAUUUCUCAGCAGCCCCUGCGCGGACAGAGACGUAGUUCGGGGGCGGGAGCUGGGACUCUGGCGGGAAGCAGUUUGCCCUGGACCAAAAACCGAGCAAGGGGCAUUAGCGACACACUGCCGCUGAAGAAGCGGCGUGCGGCGGCCGUGGAGAAGCCGCCGGAGAGCGACGACGAGGAGAUGAAGGAGGCGGCGGGGUCGCUGCUCCACCUGGCAGGGGUCAGAGCCUGCCUCAACAACAUCACAAACCGCACCGCCAAGGGCCAGAAGGAGCAGAAAGAGGCCCUGAGAAACUAAGAGACACGCACAUCGAACAAGUACAUAGUCACACCAACACACACAGAUGCUACACAGCUCAAAGCACGCACUCACACACAUUAACACAGACACAUAUACAACACACAAAUAGGUCAACAGGUAACGUUACUACAGCAUUAGUCUCAACGGACACUUCUCAUCUCCCUCUAUCUAUCUGCAGGGCAUUAGGUGAAUCCUACUUAUUUGUGGCAAUAUCAAAAAUCUAUGUUUUCCUACAUGUUCAGCAACACUAACAUCAAUGGGUAUUUCUCAUGUGUCUUUGUUGUUUUUGUUGUUUAAAAGGGGAUGAAAGCCAUAAGAAAAAAAAAAAGCAUGUUUUGUCACUAAUUUGGACAAGCUGAACACGACAAAAGCGAAUCGCACCGAGGAGCGCAGAGUACGCAGAAGAUGGCUGUUUGUCUUACCUGUUUGUUUCUAUGUGAAACUGUAGCAAUCUCGCGGUGAUGCCAGCAGAGACGGCAGCGCCGGCGAGACGAGCCUAACCGCUUACUGGCAUCACUCGCCUACAUCCACGAGCACAAAUGUGAGACUGUGCCAAAGAUAAGCGACCAGGUUGCUUCAUGUAGCCGAUACGACAGCUGACAAAAAAUAAAAGAAGGCAUAGUAGUACAGGAGAGCUAGAGUGAAUGACCUUAAGUGUCAAAAUAAUUGUAAAACCCAAUGUGAUAUAUAUCCAUGCACUUAAGAUUAUUUAACGCCACUUAUAAUAGAAGCAUCAUGGGUAAAGACAUGGUUUAUUUCAAGAGCACUCAUAGUAUUUAAGAGUAGAUAUUUAAAAAUAAAAAUAAAAAAAAGAUCAUGUUUAUCACCAUAGAGACGGAUAGCGUGCCGGGUCUGAGGCAAUAUCUCCUUCAUUUUGUUGUUGUUGUUGCAUAAUGUAAACGUCCCUGAAACUUCCCCAGUACUUCUGUCCAUAGACGUAGACACCUGGUAUAGAUAUCGUAGCUACCAGUAGCUACCACACCUUCCUAUUCAUUUUGACAAUGUCAAAGAACUAUAUACAUGAACUGUGGGUUUCGAUUUCCGUUUGUGUCUGUUUACCCUCACUCUACCCUCAUAAAGAUAUAAGCAAUUUGUCCCGUGUGGACAACUCUGUAAAAAGGUUAGAAAAUAUUUUAUUUUUUUCCUUUCUUAAUUGAAGCAAUUUGACCUGCAGGACUUUCUCAGUUAUAUUGCAUGGGUGCUUGUAAAUAAGAUAAAAAGCAAAUCUUUUUUAUUCAAAGAUCAUGUAAGAUAAACAAUGUAUUUAGCAUGAAGCAUGACUUAUUUUCAUAUAAACCUUGAUCCUAGAGGAAAGAAAAAAAGUUUUGCCGCCAAUUCUUAUACCCGUGAUUAUAUUGGAUUUUUCGUUUGUUUGUUUCUUUGUUUCUUUGAAUCUUUUGGGUUCUUUUUUCUGAGCGGGCUUUCAAAGACACGUCUUCAGGGAGGAACGUGGGAGAUCACUUUGCAAUUAGAGGCCCGAGGGUGCCACCUCUGGUCUUCGGGUUCAGGCUAUGUAGGCCAGCUGAAUCACCUCUUAGGGGUGGGCUUCCGUCUUCUUCUGCCUGUACAGUGAUUUUUAGGUGUUCAGUGUUAACCCCAGUGUUAUUUCCGAACACGUCUGUAGAGUGUGUGAGUUUGUGUGCCCGGGAACACACACCCUUUAACAUUGUGCCUGCCUGCCUGCCUGCCCUCAGUACCUCUGUUGUCAUGUCUCUGACAUGUUUUGACAGAACGUUACCUGUCUUUAUUUAAAGCAGUAUUGUUUUUUUUUUUCCUCUCCUGUGUGUAAAUGUACAUGUGUUCUUAUUUUCCAUUGGCACUGUUCAGUGUACAUGUAUGGAUCAGACCGGCAUGGGAAACUUUGUGGGUGUCCUGGAAGAACCUCAUAUUGUCUGAAAAGGGUACUUGGGAGCUGAACUGAAAAGAAAGUGGAUGGCAUAAAAAGUUUGUUUUACAUCCAGUAUUGUUAGCCCUUUAAUUAAAAGAAUAAGAACAGUCUAUUACAUAUUUAUCUUGAGCAAGACAAGUUUUUUUUAAAUAUAUUUUGCCACUCUACAAGGUGUAUUUGUACCUCACUUAGGGCCAUGAAAACACUGACUUGAUUGAAAUUCAUAAGGACAGUAAUGAGCUUUGACAUUUUUGCAGCAGAAGUGAUAAAGACGCUGCACUGCCAUUAUUCGGCAUGCUUUUGCCGAAACAGGACUGUGUUAAGGUAUGAAUUUUCUCCUCACUGGCAUCGAUCCGGUGCAUAUAAAGAGCAGCCUUGUAGGGGAAAAUAUAAGUUGGCUUUGGCUGCAGCGGAGUCACGCGAGGUUUUGUUUAAGCUGUUGACUGAUUGUCAGCGAGCCAAGCAGGCAAACAAAUGCAUGUUCCAUCCACUGGUACGGUCUUUUGCCACCUGUAGCAUGCAUCAAUGGCGUCACAUUUUGUCUGGUAUCCAUCCCGAUGUAAAAGUAAGGCUAAAAGGAGACACUGUUGGUGUUGUUGUUGUUGUUGUGUGCCAUCCGUCUCCUGUCUGAUAUCUGUCUGAGUGCUCCCGUGGCCAGGGUCAAGCACUCUGCUGUAUUUGCAGUAACAAUCCACUGUUGUGGUGACUAAUAACGUGUUCAGCCGGCAAGAGGCAUGUUGAGGGAAGAAUGCGUUGCUUUAGCAACCACCCUUUUUCCUCUGACUCACUCAGUGACAUGCAGGGAAGAUGAACUCCUGACCUACGAGUCCUGCAAAAACAGAGCAACACAUAAGAUAUAUGUGGGAUGUUUUAAAGCUAAGGAAAUUUAAUUCACUGCCUGAAAAUCCCCCCCAAAACAAGUGUUUCUUUCAAACCUGCCAAACAUGUAAUAAAACGCUCUAAAAAGAAAAUAGUUGCCAUUUUUUUUAUUUGUUGAUGUUUUAAUGCACAUUUUCAUUUUCUGUUUUGUUUUCUCUCUGACAAAAUUAUCUACAGUACUGCCAUUCUUUUUUGGUGACUAUCUGAGAUGAAUAUUGGAAAGCCAUAGGUUAGAGAAGUCAAAAUGCAAAACUGUUAUUGAUCUGUGAGAUGUGAUACAGAGUACACCCAGGUGUUUGGUUUUUUUUUCAGUAAAUGUUCAAUUCUCUCCUUAUUGUGCAAUCAUAUUGCCAAAGAAUGAUUUCAAGACCUAUUUCAUCACUACAUGUAAAUAUCAACGUUGUCCAAUACUGUGGCAAAAAUAUAUAAAUGUUGUUUUAUUUUGUUUUCCAUUUUCUGAAAAACUGCAAUGAUGUUUAUGUGAUGUAUUGUCUUCCAGUUGGUUGCAAUAAUAAAAAAUACAAGUUGCAGAAGA